UAAAACAAAAAAAUUUCCAUAAACCACAAAUCACACAAAAAACAUGAACACCACAGAACUGAUCAAGCAGACACGAACCACACAAAGAACCGAACACGACGACGGAUUGCGAACGAAUGGGUUGUUCUCUCCUGAAGGUCAACGCAAAAGUUGAGCCACGUCUCCAAAAUAUCAUCGACCUUGUGCACCAGCAACGAGCAAUCGAUCCGGAUUGAAAGCCAACCGUUCGCGGUCACUACGAACGCCAGCUGAAACCUCCCGGCGUUUUAAUCCAAACCGGUGUGGACCGACGCUAAAGUGAACCCAGCGCGCCAUGAAACACGGUCCGGCUUGAAAAGAUGCUCACAGCAAGCACCUGUAAUUGUUUGGAGGGGGGGUUUGUUGUGAUGCCACUCCAAAAAUGGAGCUAAAUUUUUUGAUUGCCCUUUAUCGGGGGAACCGUUUUUUUUUGUUCUCUUCCAGCGUCAUGGGUGAAGUUCUUUACCAAUGCCGGCAUUCCAUCGCCCAUCGGCCAGUACUGCCGGAACACUUGACUAAUCUGGUCCCGGUAACGGCGGUUUCUGCCACGCUGAGCAACCCACCCAAAUCGGCGGUGUCCCGCCCCAGCUCGGCGGGGUCUCUGCCGAGCAAAUCGCGGAAAGACUUUUUCGAGCACAAAAUCACACUUCCGGCUGGCGGCGGAUCUACCACAAACAUUGUGCGCAUCGACGGUCGGUAGCAUAGCAAGUGGAGUGCCGUCGUCAAACAGCUAGAGCGCAACUCCAAUGACGAAGAGGAGGAUGGAGAAUUUCGUGCUUGCCAUUUCAUUAGGGCACAAAACUUUUGUAAACAAGAGUGUAUCCCUCUCACACCUUAUGCAAACUGUCAUUUGAGUGAAAGGGAUACACUAUUGUUUACAAAAGUUUUGUGCCCUUUUGAAAUGUUAGGCUCCAAUUUGACGACGCCGGAAAUGGAAGGGAACCGCCGAAGAAUAUGGCCUCGAAGGUCACACUCAAGAAUAUCGAGGCGCUUGGGAAGAAGAGUGACAAUUUCGGAGGCGGCGGCGGUUCAAUCUUUUCGCGGCUGGUCCCCGCAACAACCCACCCGCCAACUCCCUCUCAAAUCCAGAACGUCAUUCCGGUGAAGAUGAUCUCUGCCAAGAUGGUCACGGCAGGUGACGAACAGUCGCUCUCCUCGCGACGGCGCGGCUUUGACCGCAUGAACUCGGACUGUAAGGCGGCCAAAUCCGUAUCCUUCUCGAAGGAGGACGAAGUGCUCGAAAUCGAAUCCCGUCCCAAGGAUUCAUUAGCUCCCAGGCCCGGAUGCGCUUCCAGGAUCAGGAACUCCCGGUGCGGGCACGCCUGGGUGGCGGUGGCGCUUUACCCCAGUAGGGAAACGUCGACCGCCCUUCCCAAAAUAAACAGCCAACGGCGGUGUUGAACUCGGGUCCUCAUCAGGAACAACUGAUGGCUUCCUCUUGCUCCCCCCAACCUGUUGUGGCAACUAAUAUGCUUCAACAAUCAAAUCAAAUCCGGGGAAAAGAAGGUCCGACUUCGCGAGCAGAGCCCCAACCUGAGCCCUUAUAGUUCGUUGACACGAUCCUCGGCCGAUGUUCCUGAAGAUUAAUAAAAUGUUGCACUCUUCCCAGGUGGUACCCGCCGGAUUUUCUACUGAAGAUCAAUCCGAAAGCCGUUCCAAGUCUCAUUAACAUCAUCGACUUAGUGCACCAAAAAGCGAUUGAUCCGGAUUGAAAAUCUGGAGAAAUUUGGACGGGAAAGAAAUGUUGCCGGUAUCGCUGAGUUUCCGUGACAUCCGUCAGGACCUGUGGAUCCGGAUGAGCAUUGCCAAGAGGCCACGGCCACUCCAGCAAAAAUUACGCCAUGACCUGGGAGCGGAGUGUGUCAACUUGAAUUUCAGCAGAAAUAUCAAUUUCUCUAUUGUAAAAUGGGUAAAAUAAUUGUAAACAAUUUAGAAUAUAAUAAAAAAAAAAUUU
Molecule: messenger RNA, 1972 nt
Organism: Culex quinquefasciatus (southern house mosquito)
Lineage: Eukaryota; Metazoa; Arthropoda; Insecta; Diptera; Culicidae
Exons: 3
Coding region: 973-1419 (148 amino acids)
Source: RefSeq, a predicted model, not a curated record